Messenger RNA from Anarrhichthys ocellatus (wolf-eel), 2561 nucleotides. It is a transcript of the gene tmem268, whose product is annotated as transmembrane protein 268. The transcript is spliced from 9 exons. NCBI's taxonomy places the organism in Eukaryota, Metazoa, Chordata, Actinopteri, Perciformes, Anarhichadidae. Bases 122 to 1204 code for a protein of 360 amino acids. The record is from RefSeq and is a predicted model, not a curated record.
UUUGACGGUGAAGGUAACAUACACAACAGUCUGUAUGCGCAGCCAGGAAUAAAGUUGUGUGUGGACCCAGAAGAGAAUACAAUCAUCCAAGCUUUGUUGACAUGAUGGACUUUCAUCUAAAAUGCAGGACGUGGUUACCUCUGAGAUGAUGGAGGACAAGAGCGGAGUAUGUCAUGUAAUGGAAGAGAAUCAGGUGGAUGUGCAGAUCACACAAGCCAAAGCUCAGCCCCAGCAGGCCGACAACCACAGACCCAACUGGUCAAAUGGUCAGUGUGUUGUGGCGAUGCCAAGCUGUUCGAUGCUCAACCCGAGCUUUGAUCUGUCUCUGUGCCGUGCCAAACUGGAGAACGAUGGCUUUCAGAUUCCUGCCGGAGACAUGGAGGCUCCACUGAAGACAGCUCUGGACGCUCCCUCAGUCAGGAGAUACCUGGUUUUCAACUCCGCUCUCUUCCAUUUUAUAAUGGCACCGGUGCUGUAUGUGGUGCUGUGGUGCGCCAUGUUCUCCACCCUCCACCUCUAUAUCACCUUCAGUGACUACUGGGCGCUCUACCUCUCUGUCAGCCUCGUCGCCAUCUUCCUCACCACUGCCAUCAUCUUCAUCCUCCACUAUAGUAACAAGGAGAUCAACAUGAACGUCGACGUUCGGUUAAUCCAGGUGAAUGAGAGGCUGGUGAAACACAAGCUGCUGGUGGCCGUGGCCGACUGGGUGCAGUCCUGCACUGGAAACAUGCAGCUGUACUUUGUAUUUUGGGACAUGUCCCGCUGUCUGAGCGCACUGACUGAAACUUUAGAGGAGCGCAGCUUUGUGGAGAAUGACACCCAGAUCAAACUGAAGAAGAAAAUGUCGCAUCUCGUUCUUGUGACCGAGGAUGCGGCUGUUGACUCCGAGGUCGAAGGGUCAGAUGUGGACUCAAGUGAACAGAGGCCUCUGCUGAGACAUGAUGACACUGGCUGCAGGACCUCAUCCAGCCGGCAUGAGGGAGCCAAAGUCACCACCAACUACAACCUUAUCCCUGAUGCGGCGUUACCUGCUCAGGCUAAAGCCUACCAGCUUCUGAUGACCUACAGUGCCGCUUAUGUGAGGCUGCUGGUGUCCGAGAGGCUGUCAGGACCCUCACACUACCGCCUACAGCCUCGGAGGAAUCACUGCUCCACCGCCCAUCUCUGCCUCUGCCAGUACAUCAAAAAGAAGAUCCUUCGAUAACAGAACCAGAGUCAGACCAGGAACUUUGAACUGUUGGACUACACUUUUCUUUCCUUUUUUCAAGACUUUUGCUUUGCGCGCAUGCCCUUGAACAGACAAACUGACACGUAGGAGCAUUUCCUCUGGAGCAUUAUGUUGUUUUGAUCAAAUCAAGGACCUGUUUGGAGCUUCACACUCUGGAUUUCUGUCGGCAGGCUCCUGUGCUGCUGUCUCCAUGCCAGCUCUGUGUUUGCAUCGUUCAUUUGGUCCAAACAAUUUCUGCACUGUGCCAAACGCUGUCUGAUCCACCUGUAACAAUAUUUGCACUCUUGUACACAUAACAAUCAUGGCCUUAGUAACUGUUAACUGUUAGCUAUUAGGAUUUUACAUAAAAAAUGUAUGAUAACCUGAUCAAAUACAACACAAUAUCAAACUAGUGGUUUUAUAUAUUUUUGGCUUGUGACCUUUUACUAAAAGUUAGUGUCUAGUCAACCAGUACUUUUACUUCUGAUUCUUUAAGUACAUUUGGCUAAUGAAACCUCUUUCCUUUUACUUAGUAAGAGUUUGACAGUGGUGGAAGAGGUUUUCAGAUGUUUUAUACAUUUUAUUUAGUAAAAAUAUGUAAAAAAGUAAUAUUGUAAAAAAUACAUAUUUUAAAGUAUGAAAAUAAAAAGCACUCUGCAGCAGAAUGAGAGGGGUCUUACUGUUACAUUACUGUAUUUCAUAUUCUUGGAUUUAUAUUUUCAUGUUUCAGUUGAUGGAGGUAAAGUGAUUAUCACCUUAUUUGUUUAUAGUAUAAAAAAAAUUAUAAUAUAUAAAUUAAUCUGUAACAAUGCAUCGUAUUUCAUGAACGGAUUACGUUUUGUGUGUAGAACAACAUUUCCCACUGAUAUGUAGUGAAGUAGAGGUAUGAAGUAAAUUAGAAUCGCUCAAGUAAAGUACCUCAAAAUUGCACUUGAGUAAAUAGCUAUAUUCCACCACUGGACUUCGAAUGCAGGACUUGUGAAAUAUUAUUGUAUCGGUACUUUUAAUUAAGUAAUAUGUCUGUCACCACUGCUCGGAGGAUUGACAAAACACGUGUAGACAAAAACAAUAGAAGCCUGAAGGGAUAAAAAGAGACUUCCCUUGAUGCAGCUGUGUAAUGAUGCUGAAAGCGGGUUAACAUGAAUCAUUGGCUUUAGUUUCCUGGAUAUAAUACCUUAAAUGUCAGCCACAGACGUAUACCCAGAGUGUUAUUGUUUUUGUGUUCUCACACCUUUGCUUUUAUGUGUGUAGGUGGAUUAGAUAUCUCUACGCAUUUGUAUGUGCAGGUUGCAGGGUUUCUCACAUAUUACCAGCAAUUACCCAUCAGUCCUGGUGCUGUGGCUGAGAUGACAGC